This is a messenger RNA of Jaminaea rosea, 1214 nucleotides long. RefSeq names its product GrpE-domain-containing protein. The record is from RefSeq and is a predicted model, not a curated record. NCBI's taxonomy places the organism in Eukaryota, Fungi, Basidiomycota, Exobasidiomycetes, Microstromatales. The coding region runs from base 25 to 849 and encodes 274 amino acids. Gene Ontology annotation, cellular component: PAM complex, Tim23 associated import motor. Gene Ontology annotation, molecular function: protein-folding chaperone binding; adenyl-nucleotide exchange factor activity; protein homodimerization activity. The transcript is spliced from 2 exons. Gene Ontology annotation, biological process: protein import into mitochondrial matrix; protein folding.
UUCUCUGAGACAGAGCAGCAGCAAAUGACCAUCGUCACGCCUCAGAUGAUCAGGGCGACUAGGGUAGCAUUGAGAGAAGCAGCCAACAACAGGGCAGCAGCAGCAGCGGCAGCGUCGGCAUCAGCAGCAGCAUCUGCUUCGCCACUGCGACGCAGCGCAGCUUUCCCCUCCUUCGCCUCUUCUUCUUCCUCAUCGUCGGCAAUUUCGCCGUCUCGCGCUCAUUUUUCAACAAGCGCACGACGUUGGGCUGACGACAAGGCUCAAAAGGCAAAGGAGGACCAAGCGGCUGGCGAGGCGAUGGGAACUGAGGCCAACAAGCCUGAGGCUGAGAAGAAGGAUGGCGCUUCUUCCGAGGUGGAGAAGCAGCUGGCUGAGAAGGACAAGAUGAUCAAGGAGCUCAAGGACCAACUCCUCUACUCGAAAGCCGACCUCCAGAACACUCAGCGCCGCGCUCAGGAAGAGAAGUCUCAAGCCUCAGAGUACGCCAUCACUAAGCUGGCACGAGACCUUACCUCUUCCCUGGACAUCCUUCACCUGGCCUUGCGCUCAGUUCCCGAGGCGAUGCGCAAGCCCGCGACAGACGGGGCAGACGAAGCCCGCAAAGCAGUCUCUGAGCUAUACAGCGGUGUAGAGCUGACGCAGAAGAGCAUGACGGACAUGCUCCGUACGCACGGGGUGACCAGCUUCGACCCUACGGGCGAGAAGUUCGACCCCAAUGAGCACGAGGCUAUGUACCAGGCACCGGUCCCAGGUAAGGAGCCGGGAAGCGUGCUGGAGUGCUCGAAGAUUGGCUUCAAGAUCAAGGGGAGAAUAUUGAGGCCGGCGCAGGUUGGUGUGGUGCAGGGUUAGACGAAGAGGCUGAGGGGCAUGGCAUAAGGGUACGGAAGGGGCUGGGAUCAGAUGGUGCGGUCACGCGAAUAGGAGGAGAGUCGAAACGGUAGCACCGAUGGGGUCAUGUCGAGGGACAUUAUAGCACUUCACGCGCAUACACACAUCCACUCCUCAAUACAGCAAUGCACGCCGUGCGCCACGGAUUCCAUUUGCGAUGAUUUCUUGCGUGCAUUUCACCUCUUCUUCUUCCCGACCACGGUGGUAAACCCAUCCUCAUCAACGAUGGGCUCUUGCUUCUCCUUGGGCUGCCUGGCCUGCCCCGACCCCUCAGCGGGUCCAUCCACUUCCAUAUCAUCGUCACUGUCGUCUUCACUACUCUCCCC